AUGGCCACGGGCCCGAAGAUAGUGCACAAGCAGUUCAACUCACCCAUUGGGCUGUAUUCGCAGCAGAAUAUUCAAGAGACUCUUAACAAGCACCUCCAGAAUCUUGACAACGGCACCGUAGGAAUCGACUUCAAUAACCCAGGCACUAAUAAGCCAGCCAAUCUGGCUAACUCAGCCGUUCUACGAAUGCUUGAAGAGGAGGAGCGCAACCGCAAAGGACUCCCCAGCCAAAAGAAAGUUGUGUGGCCGCCAACGCCCGAAACAAACGGCUACCAUCAGCCUCAACAGCAGGAUCCCACAUUCUACAACAACGCUCAGCACUCUCCAUCGCAACAGUACACAUCCCCUGCUCAACCACAGGCCCAAAGCCAGCCCCACUACCAGUCCCAAUAUCAACCACAACCCCAACAACAAUCCCAAUCUCAAUUUCAAUCCCAGCAACAGCAUCAACCUCAAUCCCAGCAACAGUAUCAACCUCAAUCCCAGUAUCAACCCCAGCCCCAGUAUCAAGUGCCCCAAUCGCAACCGGCAUUCUGCGAGGGCAAGCGUCAAGAGGCCACAGGGCUGAGUAAGCUGAUCCCGGUCGGGCCAGGUGUUACUGCAUCCCCAGUUGCCUCUUACCGCCAGGGCCCGCCGUCGCCGCAGCCUUACCGUCCACAGAGCAGCCGCUGGGCUCCUGUACCAGCCCCUGCUUCCCCUCAGCCACAAUACUCGCCUCAACCACAGUAUUCAGAACCGUCGUACCAGCCGCCGCAGAAGCAAUUUGAGCCGCCACCGUCCGUCAUCACUCUUCGCCAACAGACUCCUAUUCACCAGAAACCAUCACCAGUUUUCUCUAGCCAACCAGCAACAGCUUCAUUUAAAGGAGGCGUCAACAUGCGUGGAGAUCAGAAGUGGCCUCCUCAAUCCGUGAAAGAAGCCGUUGCGGCUGAAAAUGAGGCUAGAAUGAUGCUUGCUAAAGGGCCAGCUUGCAGACCACGCAAGGUAAACAAGGACUACUCUGGAUUCUUUGCGAAGCAUGCCCUCAACAACAACUACCCUGGAUACCGCGCUCCGCCCGGCACUCAGCACUAUGAGGACCAUUCUGGCCGAUCAUCUUACUAA
Messenger RNA from Parnassius mnemosyne (clouded apollo), 1104 nucleotides. The record is from the annotation of a GenBank genome assembly. Lineage: Eukaryota; Metazoa; Arthropoda; Insecta; Lepidoptera; Papilionidae.